CCCUCCUGUAAACACCGUGAUAAUCGCGCCGUGAUUCUUACAAAACAUCGGAAUUCUCGAAAUCCUUUAGAAUAUUCAAAUCUUUUGGCAUCUUCUCGAAACUCAGGAAGAAUUCCGUUCUUCCUUUCUUCAUUUCUUGAACUUUCGAGAAUAAAGUAAUAAACCAAAAAUUCCGAAGCAGGCACCAAGGAACGUACGGUGAAGAUUUGACGCCCCCACAAAAAACCACCGCCUCCGCCACCACCAGGUCCACCACCACCACCACCAACAACCUCCGUCGUUACCGAACGACCAUCGCACGCCCGGACAACUAACCCUCUCAUCUUUUUACCUGUCUCGCCGCAGACCCAACCGAAACAGCAGAGCAGAGAUCCCACCCGAAUCGUCACCUUACUCGCUCGAAAGCGAAGGAGGAAGAGGGAGGGAGGAUGUACAGGGACGUGUCGAGCUGCAACACGUACAACUAUGGCGACGCCACUUACUGGGACGCGCGCUACGUGCAGGAGGCGGAGAUGGGCCACUUCGACUGGUACCAGCGUUACUCUGGCCUUCGCCCUUUCAUUCGCAUGUACAUCCCCAGCUGCUCCUCUCGCGUCCUCGUGGUCGGAUGCGGCAACGCCCUAAUGUCCGAAGACAUGGUAAAGGAUGGGUAUGAAGACAUAACAAACAUUGACAUUUCCUCAGUGGCUAUUGAAAUGAUGAGAAGAAAAUACGAAUCUAUCCCUCAGCUUAAAUAUAUGCAAAUGGAUGUUAGGGACAUGAGCUUCUUCUCGGAUGAGUCAUUUGACUGUGUCAUUGAUAAAGGAACUCUGGAUUCCUUGAUGUGUGGCACUGAUGCUCCGACAAGUGCUGCUCGAAUGCUAGGAGAGGUGAGCAGACUUCUUAAAGCUGGAGGAAUCUACAUGCUGAUUACAUAUGGGGAUCCAAAUGUGAGGAUGCUACAUUUGGACCAACCAGUAUACAACUGGCGAAUCAUUCUGUACAUCAUACCCAGACCAGGAUUCCAGAAGCUAGCAAACAAUAGUUCAACAUCAAGGUCAUAUCUGGAACCCGUGCCUCUUACUGAGAAGGGUUUGCUUCCACCUGAUUUUGUGGUGGAAGAUCCAGAUUCUCACUUCAUAUACGUGUGCAAAAAGAUGGACGAGACAGAGCUGAGUAGCAUAACAACCUACCCUUUGGAUGUUGAUCACUUAUAGCGGCUUCUCAGAGUAUUUCAUUCUGGUUAGCUAUCCAAGUGUACUCUUCACUAGUUUUGAUGCAUGUUAUAACUCAUCACAUUGAAUACUGCUGAUUCAAGUAGCAGGACGAUAUUCCAUUAAUCCCCUAGGUAUUCGUAGAGCUCUCUGCACUGAAAUGGGUGAUCUUGGUACUAUGAUGAUGUUUCUGGAUGUGGAAAGUCAAAUCGACCGAAGGUCCCUUGACAUUUUUUGAAUUACGUAGCGGUCUUGUAAUUUGCAUCAUUAGUGGGUACUUAAUUCUGUUCUGUCCUAGUCCCUGUCCUUGUUGUUGUGAUGUACAUUGAAUUGAUAAAGAUGCUGAUUAGCUUAAUAAUGUUGCAUGGUCAGAUCACUGUCCUUGUCUUUCUUGCA
Messenger RNA from Eucalyptus grandis, 1589 nucleotides. Its product is annotated as EEF1A lysine methyltransferase 4. Gene Ontology annotation, molecular function: S-adenosylmethionine-dependent methyltransferase activity. The record is from RefSeq and is a predicted model, not a curated record. NCBI's taxonomy places the organism in Eukaryota, Viridiplantae, Streptophyta, Magnoliopsida, Myrtales, Myrtaceae. Bases 429 to 1196 code for a protein of 255 amino acids. The transcript is spliced from 8 exons.